This is a messenger RNA of Vespa crabro (European hornet), 926 nucleotides long. RefSeq names its product ubiquitin-fold modifier 1 (gene Ufm1). Gene Ontology annotation, biological process: protein K69-linked ufmylation. The record is from RefSeq and is a predicted model, not a curated record. Bases 271 to 534 code for a protein of 87 amino acids. NCBI's taxonomy places the organism in Eukaryota, Metazoa, Arthropoda, Insecta, Hymenoptera, Vespidae. Gene Ontology annotation, cellular component: cytoplasm; nucleus. The transcript is spliced from 4 exons.
UCUAACACUUGAAAAUAAUUAAUACUUAAAAGAACGACAUGACGAUACAUUUCAUUCGUUCGAAACAUGUGAAAUCGAUUAUGUCGAUUGCAUAUACAACCAUAGAUAUAAUAUACUUAUAGAUUCGCCCUGCUGACUUUCUAACUCCGUAACGAGAGAAGCAAGAUCUAUCUGUAGAGGUUAUAUUAAGUUACGUUUUCGUUUGAGAUUAACGUUGAAACAUCAUCAGCUGCUUUAAUCUUAAAAAGAAUUUUCUUUUAUUAACGCACUAUGACAUCUAAAGUAACUUUUAAAAUAACUCUAACUUCGGAUCCAAAAUUACCAUUUAAAGUACUUAGUGUACCAGAAACUACACCAUUUACUGCUGUAUUGAAAUUUGCUGCUGAAGAAUUUAAAGUGGCAGCAGCAACAUCAGCUAUUAUAACUGAUGAUGGUAUUGGUAUUAAUCCACAGCAAACUGCAGGUAACGUGUUUCUUAAACAUGGCUCUGAACUAAGGUUGAUUCCUAGAGAUCGAGUUGGUGGAGCUAGGUGACUCAAAACGUCUAAUCGUAAUAGCGCCUCAAUCUUUAUACAAGAAUUUAAAUAAUAACGAAUUGAAAUUAAUUUUAAUAAAUCACAUCUAUAUGAAAGUUUAUGCAAUGGUCGUAGCAACAAAUUUUACGUAUAUAAAAGCAUAGAUAUACAAUAAUCGAAACAUUCCAUCAUAUUAUUCUUUGUAAGAACAUAUGCUAACCUAUAAAAAAAAAAUCACGAUGUUACAUCACAUAUUCCUGUUAAAACAAGACAUAAGAUUUAAACUAAAUCAAAUGAUGAUCAUUAUUUAAUUCUAAUGCAAUUUGAGAAUACGGAAAAGACUAUGGGAUUUUAUCUGAAUUAAUGUAAAUAUAAGAAUAGCCUAAUCGAAAUAUAGAGAAAUUAGCCUUA